AUGGGUGACAAGCCAUCUGUGGCAAGCGCCAUUGACUGGGAUGUGCACUCGCCGCCCGACUCGCCAUUUAUCGCCAAUCCCGCAAUGGCGCAGCGCCUCGCCAUCGCGCCGGCGUACGUGCGCCGCAUGGAAGAGGCCCAGCGCCGCUUCGCCGUGCACGAGGAGCAGCAGUUGGUGUACAACACCGCCCGCACGGACGCCGCGUGGACCGUCGCGCUCCAGUGCGGUUGGUUGGGGGUCGGCGGUUGGCUCACACUGCGUGGGUACCGCUACGCCGAUCCCGUGCAGUCGCUCGUGAGCGGCAUGACGUCCAACCGCGUGCUCUCGCGUCUCUUCACGCCGGUGCCGCUGCUUGGAAUGACGAUCGCCGGCGUGACGGCCGUGCAGCUCCGCUCCGACGUGCAGUUGCUGCUCGCAGCGAGAAGGGCGUGGCAGCAGGAAGAGAACCACAAGGAAGAGGCACUCGCCGCACGCGCAGCGGUGCUUAGUGAAGGUUUGGCGGAGGCGCAGCGAUUAGCAGAAGAGGGGAAAGAGGCGAAGUAA
This is a messenger RNA of Trypanosoma theileri, 543 nucleotides long. RefSeq lists its product as uncharacterized. Lineage: Eukaryota; Euglenozoa; Kinetoplastea; Trypanosomatida; Trypanosomatidae. The record is from RefSeq and is a predicted model, not a curated record. The coding region runs from base 1 to 543 and encodes 180 amino acids. The transcript has a single exon.